AUAUGCUGCAACACCUUUUAGAUGUGUCGUGUGCACCUGAUGUGCAUGGCGAUAUUGUUACAAAUAUGGACGUCAGGUGAGCUGAGACGCCGAGCAUUUCCUCCCGAGGUUACAGGCAAGGCUGCACGCGACUUAUCUAAGGUGUUGCAGCACGUUGAAUAACAAUUUAAACAUUAGUUUUAAUUUUUUUUUCCCCCUGACGGUGCCAAAAACAACUUUCACAACUGCUCCUCCUGUUAUUUUGCUCACCGAGCAGCGUGUGGAGUGAUUGGCUGUCAUGAAUCAAAGGAUACCCGGUUUACAGCGAGAGAAAGUGGUAGGCUACUCACUGUCUGGGUUGUACCAAAAACUGAGGGAUUUCCCCUUUCAUGUCAAAGUUGAUUAUCCAUGUCAUUAAUUGCAUGUAGGCCAUAAAUGAUGAGCCUACUUUCACCAAGAACCCACGUUUAAUUACACAAAGAGAAAUUAGGUAUUUUCUUAUUUGUCUUCCUUUAUGGACCAAAGCGCAGUGUCAAUACCCCCGUUUCUUGGUAAUGGAUAAACUAUGUAACCAAAUAGAGGGCUGCGCUCAAGAUAAUAAAUAUUAGAAUAAAAGAAGCUCUUUUAUUUCCCAUAUGUUAAAAUGUCGGUGGCAUUUUCAUCGGCGCGCCCCAGGAGUAAAGGGGAGGUGACACAGCAAACGAUUCAAAAGAUGCUGGAUGAAAAUCAUCAUUUAAUACAAUGUAUAAUGGAUUACCAAAGCAAAGGCAAGACAGCUGAGUGCACACAGUAUCAGCAGAUCCUGCACAGAAAUCUUGUUUACUUGGCCACAAUAGCAGACUCCAAUCAGAACAUGCAGUCACUACUACCUGCACCUCCUACUCCCAACAUGUCCAUGGGUCCUGGAGGGAUGGGCCAGAGUGGGGGACAUGCUCCAAGCAACCUCAAUGAUAACAUAGCACCAGGACUGCCCCCCGCGUCUAUGAUGCAGAGCCAAAUGAGCAAUGGCCCCAGCCAUGCCCCCAUGCAGCAGCAGUCUGGUCAGGUGCACUCGGCUAUUCCCUCCGCAUCCCUCAGCCUGCCUGCCAGCAGCUACGGUAGCUCAGCUUCAGCCUCCGGUUACAGCCACGCCUUGCCCUCCUCCCAGGGUAGCAUGAUCCAGGGCCCAGGGCCUGGCUAUGGCUCUUCCUCUUCUUCCUCCACAUCCUCCUCUUCUUCCUCCUCCUCCCGCAGCAACCUCAACAUGCAGUCAAACCAAGUCACCAUGAUGCACCAACAAUCUGCCACUCCACACUACUCCUCAGCCCAGGCUGGGGGCCAACAUUAUCAGGGACAGCAGGCCAUGGGCAUGAUGGGUCAGGGCAGUCAAGGAAACAGUAUGAUGUCUCAGAGGCCCAUGGGAUCCUACCGCUCCUCACAACAAGGAUCUGCACAGCAGUACAUGGGACAAGACGAGUUCUACGGAGAGCAGUAUGGACACACUCAGAGCUCCAGCGAGCCCAUAAACCAGCAAUAUUACCCUGAUGGUCAUGGGGAGUACUCGUAUCAACAGUCUUCAUAUGGUGAGCAAGGCUAUGACAGGUCCUUUGAUGAAUCUUCACAGCAUUAUUAUGAAGGAGGUAACUCUCAGUACAGUCAACAGCAAACCCAGUAUCAGCAGGGCUCUGGCCAGCAACAGCCCUUCAGCCAGCAACAGUACUCCUCUCAACAAGGCUACAGCGGACAGCCACAGGGAUACGGUCCUGGCCAGGGUGGAUCAUCCCAGUACUCUCAGUAUCAGCAGGGUCAAAGCCAACAGUAUAGCUCCUACCGUUCCUCCCAGGGAGGUCCUGGAGCGCAGACGCAGAGGCCCUAUGCCUAUGAACAGGGUCAGUAUGGGAAUUAUCAGCAAUAAGAUGCCACAUUAUUUUCCUGUUGGAAGAAAUGAAAAAAGGAAGGGUUCAACAGUGACACGCUGGCUCAGCUGUGGAUUAGAAGAUCUGGCUUUAUCAUAUUCAUUAUCCUCUCAUUAAUUCAUUAUUGUAGCUAAGAAUAGAUAAUCUUGUCAAAUGUGACGCUUUCCUCAUCUGUUUUGCUCGCUACAGGGGGUAAAGUGCUACUGGUCACCCUACGAAAAGUCAGGGUGCUUGUGGAAUCAAGACAGUUAAUGUAAACCUUCUACAUGUACUGAAAAGGUUGCUAAAAGGGAGCAGUAAAGUCAUCAGAUGAGCCUCAGCAAAUUGCUUGUAUCCUUCCCUUUCUUUUUCUGUCUUUGCUUUCACUUGCCUUUAACCUAUACCCUGCUUUUAUUUUAUUUUGCAAGCCUCUUGUUUUAUUUUUCAGAGAAGGUCUGUGGUUUGUGAGACUUUGGCUAUAAAAAGCACAUUAGCCUUAAAGGUAGUUUUCCUUGAUAAUUAACUAAUAGAUUAGGUCCAUCUCUUGCUUUAAUUCCUGGUAGAGACACAUUAAUUUAUGAAGGUGAAAACUUUGGUCCUUGAACCUGACUUGAUCAGGGGAUUUGUCUGUGUUGGUCAAAAUGUAAUGUGUUGCUGUGUGGUCUAACAUUAUGUGUUUUCACUUUCUUCAUAUGUCUUACUGAGGUAAUAGACACAAUAGAUAGCUGACUGAUCCAGACUUAAAAGUGUGUAUCAUUGUCCAUGUUAAUCAUACAUCGUGGUAGUAUUUUUGACACUUUAUUUCCAGUGGCAUUACGCUGCAUAGACAUAUCGUUAUUGUGCAGAGUUAAGAGGGGUUACACUACUCUGAUGCUAUUUAGUGAUGAUUUUACAUAUAAAAAACACAUCACCACUUUGUCUGCACUUUAUUUUGCAGUGACAGUGUAUGUAUUGUCUGAUAUUUUGUAUUGUAGUACAAUUCAGGCUAUUUUAACAAAUGAUCCUCAAAAAGCCAAAGUAACACAGGAACAGAACAGUUACGUGUCCUGCACGUCUACUUAAAUAAGUGCAAUACACUCAGUCGGUCAUGUUGAGGUUGGUUCUGAUGGUGAUCUCACACUGUAUAUCUUUAUUUGUAGUUUCUUGACAUAUAUUAAAGGCAAAGGCUAGGGCCGGUUUGUCUGAUAUUAUUAAAGCUGGGGUAGGUAAGGUUGGAUACACUUGAUUUUAACAGUAUCCAAAAAAAUCCCACCCCUUCCCUUCAGACCUCACUCAAAACAUUUUCAUGCACAAUGGGCAGAGUUCGUGCAGGUAGACAGGAUUGACCGUGCUUAUUACAGUUCUGUGACAGCCACAGAUACCGGAUUUUCUUCUAACUUUUAUGUCAGGGCAUUUGAUGUAUUGAUUGCUGUCGGGAUGUAAAGAGAAUUUCAACGAACAAAAAAAUGCCUCUGAAAUAAAUUGCCUACCCCAGCUUUAAGCGUUAUGUUGCAGGCUUCAACUGAAAGGUCAUCUUUUAAUGAAAAUUAUUUUCUGUAUUUCUUAUUGACAGAUAAUGUGAAGUCUUUUACCACAAACAUAAAGCUUACUACUUUAAUGUUCUUUUUUUCAGUGAAAACUUUUAGCAUCAUCUUUUGUAUUAGAUGAAAAAAAAUGUUAAAAAUAAGACAAGUGUUAUAGAGGAGGUAUACAAGGGUUAUAGAAGGUACACUUUUAGAUAAGUGUAGAUGUCGUAAAAGCACACUUGCCUUAUUCUUUCUAUCUAUAGAUAGAUAGAUCUAUCUAUCUAUCUAUCUAUCUAUCUAUCUAUCUAUCUAUCUAUCUAUCUAUCAAUCAGUGUUGGGAAGGUUACUUUGCAAAUCUAAUAAGUUACCGAUAACAAGUUACCCAAUUUAAAAUGUAAUAGUAUUGUAACUAUUUCAAUUACUUGAUUAAAGUAAUGUAACUUAUUACAUUUAUUUACUUUUUGAUUACUUUUCAACUGUUAACUAUUUUGAAAAGACAGUUUGUGAGGCGCUGCAAAUUCAAACAUGAGAACCAAUCAAAAGCAUCAGAAUAGCAUCAAACUUUACUAGAUGGCUGGGGCUGGAAAUGGCAAAGGAAGACAAUGUGCACAUGAAAAACAUGCAACCACAACAAAAUUAAUAUUAUUCAACUUAUAGCCUAGCUUUUUACUGAAAAUAUUCAGAUGUAACCCCCAGUGUAAUCAUGAACCUUUUCAAAAGUAACUCGAAUUUAACUAUACAUUUUCCCCAGGUAACUGUAAUCCAUUACAGUUACAUUUAUUUUGUAAUUAAAUUACGUAACUAAAUUACAUGUACAUACUUACUCCCCAACACUGCUAUCUAUCUAUCUAUCUAUCUAUCUAUCUAUCUAUCUAUCUAUCUAUCUAUCUAUCUAUCUAUCUAUCAUUACAAAAUGGGCAUAUACUGUAUUGUAUUGUUUAUUUAUUUAAAAGAAGACACCUCUGGUUAUUUCACUAAUUGCUGUUAUUUUUACAGUUUGAGCAGUAAGGAUUAUUAGUGUGACUGAGGGUCGAGCUUUGCAGUAUAUUCUGUAUUAACUUAACUUACUGUAUCUCAGAGGGGUAAAAUAACACAAUGGUUGCAGUCAUUUUGCAGGGUUAAUCAAGAAUGGGAGAUACCUGGCUGUCAAACAGCUAAAUAACUAUGUACCACUCAACAGUGACAAUCACUUUCUUCUCUAUAAUACAUUGAAUUUGUAUCAGUGUUUUAUUUUACUGUGAUCUGUAUGACAAGUCUUUACCAGUUCUGUCUAUGUAGUGUGUCUUCACUGAUCUGGGUGGUACGCCUUGUUUGUGUGUGUGUGUGUGUGUGUGUGUGUGUGUGUGUGUGUGUGUGUGUGCGUGCGUGCGUGCGUGUGUGUGUGUGAGAGAGAGAGAGAGAGAGAGAGAAUCAAUGUUGGUGUGCAUAAUCCAAAUAUGAAUGUUAUCUACUUAUAUAUUGUAAGACUGCAUUGCCUGAUCUUUUCUGCUGUCUUUUGUUACUGUUUGUUAUAUAAAAAUAA
Messenger RNA from Micropterus salmoides (largemouth bass), 4880 nucleotides. Its product is annotated as calcium-responsive transactivator-like. Lineage: Eukaryota; Metazoa; Chordata; Actinopteri; Centrarchiformes; Centrarchidae. The record is from RefSeq and is a predicted model, not a curated record. Gene Ontology annotation, biological process: positive regulation of transcription by RNA polymerase II; positive regulation of dendrite morphogenesis. The transcript is spliced from 11 exons. Gene Ontology annotation, cellular component: nucleus. Gene Ontology annotation, molecular function: transcription coactivator activity. Bases 623 to 1873 code for a protein of 416 amino acids.